UAUAAGCGUGCCUCGGGUAGGACUUGGCCGCACAAAAAAAAUACUCAUAGACUGUCAACCAGCCCUCUAACCAGAAGACUCGUGUUAGUCAUGGCAUCGAGCACCGGGGUGAAUGCUCCACCGGUGACCAUGGAAGCCAAGAUGAUUGUGGCCACAGGCCAUGAUCAUUGCCAGCAGUUGAAGGAUAUGCUCAGCAAGGCGGAUCCUUCGACCAUGGUGGUGGUGAUGGCCUCAAGCAACCAGACUUCCACGCCCAAGCCCCACACGCCAGUCAUGGACUCCCGGCUACUAGCAGCAGCUUGCUCUGGCUCUUCCCAGGAUCUGGAAUCACUUCUCAAUGGGGAAAACCUUCAAGCCUCGAGGGAAGAGACCAUUGGAAGCUCGGUGAUGCGGAGAGCUUCUGGUGAUGAAGAAGCAUUUCUCAGGGAGUCGCUCCUCGAUGCGGUCACAGUUCAUGGUGACACUCUUCUCCACGUUGUGGCUGCCAGCCAUGAUUAUGGCGAGGACUUCCUGAAGAAAGCUCGUAUCAUACACAUCAAGGCACAAAACCUCCUAUUAGUGCAGACUAACAAGGGGGAUACACCCUUGCACUGUGCUGCACGGGCAGGAAACUCCCAAAUGGUGUCUCUUCUUAUUGAUCUUGCCAAAGGUCAGGAUAACAAUCCUAACAGAUUGAAGGCGCUGCUUGAAACAGAAAACAAGGCCAAGGAGACAGCAUUGCAUGAAGUUGUCCGCUUUGCGCACAAUGAUAUAGUCAAGUUGCUUAUGGAGGAGAACCAUGAAUUGGCCAGUUUGCCCAAACAUGGGACUUCACCGUUGUACCUAGCCAUCUUACUGGAAAAUAAAAUCAUCGCCAAAACAAUUUACGAGUUUAGCAAGGGGUUUCUUUCAUACUCUGGACCAAAUGGACAAAAUGCAUUGCAUGCUGCUGUUCUCCGAGGCAAAGAUCUUACAAAGAUGUUGUUAGAAUGGAACAUCGACCUUACGAUACAACGGGAUGAAAAGGGAAAUACACCUCUUCACUUUGCCGCAGCUGUGGAACAACGAUUUUACAAUACAAUGGGACGAAGUAUACGCUUACAUCUAUUGAAAGCCAAUUCCGAAGCUUUGUAUCAGUCAGACCACAAUGGAUCAUUUCCUACACAUGUGGCUGCAUCCAUUGGUGCAACAUGGGCCAUCCGUGAUUUUCUGAAGAAGUCACUCAAUUGUGCUGGUUUGCGUGAUGCUAGGGGAAGGACAUUUCUUCAUGUUGCAGUUGGCAAAAUGAACAUGACGACAGUCUAUUAUGCUUGUAGAAAUCGGUCAUUGUCAUGGAUCUUGAAUAUGCAAGACAACGAUGGGAACACUGCACUGCACCUAGCUGUCAAGGCAGGCAGUCUUAGAGUGUUUUGCCCGCUAUUCGGGAAUAGACAAGUACAGUUGAAUUUAACAAAUGAGAAAGGGGAGACUCCGCUAGAUAUAGCAUAUCACAAUCUUCCAAAAAGAGGAAUCUAUUACAACCAGAAUAGUGAAGCAAAAAUACAGCUCGCACUUGAAUUUGCCGGUGCUAAAAGGGGUGUUUUUCGCAUGGAUUAUUUUGAAGAAUAUGAUAUUGUCCAAGCAAGACAGGAUGAAAAACAUCAAAUGGAGAUGGUGAAAGACAUGACACAAAAUCUAUGUAUUGGCUCGGUCCUAAUUGCAACUGUGACGUUUGGUGCAAGUUUUGCCAUGCCUGGAGGUUAUAGAGCCGAUGACCAUACUAAUGGAGGCACCCCAACACUUGCUGGGAGGUAUGCCUUUGAUGCAUUCACCCUAGCCAACGCACAUGCCUUUACACUCUCCACGAUGGCUAUAAUUUCUCUCAUGUCUUCUGGAUCUCCCUUGCAUAACACUCGCACCCGGAAAUUGAACUUACGCAUGGCCUUCUAUUUCAUGUUGAUAUCGAUUACAAGCUUGGUGGUUGCCUUUGCAAUUGGUAUCUAUAUGAUGCUAGCUCCAGUUGCUCAUAAGACUGCUGUUGCAGUAUGCGUCUUGAGUUCCCUUGCAUUGUUCUAUCAAAAUUUGGACUUCAUAGUCAAGAACAUUGUUCUGAUAGGACCAUUAUGUAUGAGAAAGGGGAUAGCCUACACAUUCAUACUUUCAACAUUCUCCAUCAUGAGCAAUGUUGUAUUAGAACAUUGGCCCAUAUUAGUCAUCUUUUGUUCUACUGGAAGAAACUACCAUUAGCUUGAAGUGGAACCAAACAGGAGGCGGUGCAGGGUAUAUUACAUGGAUGAUGGGUCAUUACUAUCUUUUCUAAGCGUGGCUGUUUUCACACUGUCAGACAUAAGUUUCGCUAUGAUUUACUAUCAUCAGAAUUAUGAUUCUUGAUGACUUCAAUAAAUCGUGUUUGAGUAUUGUUGUGCUAAGAUCUUUAUAAGUUUGAAUGUGCUUGUAAGAAUGUAAACAUGCUUAUUAUAUUUCACAUGUAAUUGCUUUGUAUUGUCAAGAUCAUA
This is a messenger RNA of Triticum aestivum (bread wheat), 2474 nucleotides long. Its product is annotated as ankyrin-2-like. The coding region runs from base 91 to 2205 and encodes 704 amino acids. The record is from RefSeq and is a predicted model, not a curated record. Lineage: Eukaryota; Viridiplantae; Streptophyta; Magnoliopsida; Poales; Poaceae. Gene Ontology annotation, cellular component: plasma membrane. Gene Ontology annotation, molecular function: protein binding. The transcript is spliced from 3 exons.